Messenger RNA from Cannabis sativa, 384 nucleotides. RefSeq lists its product as uncharacterized. The transcript has a single exon. The coding region runs from base 1 to 384 and encodes 127 amino acids. Lineage: Eukaryota; Viridiplantae; Streptophyta; Magnoliopsida; Rosales; Cannabaceae. The record is from RefSeq and is a predicted model, not a curated record.
AUGAUAAGAGAAGACAACAAUGUUCAACAUCCAAUCUACUAUAUCAGCAAAAGACUAGCUGAGGUUGAGAUUCAAUACCCCCUAAUUGAAAAAUGGACUUACUGUUUGAUCCUAUCCACAAGAAAUUUAAGGCCCUACUUGCAAGCUCUUCCAAUUUGGGUGUACACCAACCAACCUUUACGCCAAGUUUUGCUAAAGCUAGAUGCAUCUGGUUGGCUGCUCAAGUGGAAAUUGAGUUGGGGCAUAGCAGUAAAAAGACAAGCUUUAACAGAUUUUGUGGUUGAAUGCACAAGCAAGGAGGCAAGCAGUUUAAAAGAUAAUCUCGAGCGAGAAAGGGAGCAAGAAAAAGCACCCCCUCAGAAGGAAACUGUGAAGAUAAGCUAA